This is a messenger RNA of Schistocerca gregaria, 11813 nucleotides long. RefSeq lists its product as uncharacterized. Gene Ontology annotation, molecular function: interleukin-17 receptor activity. The record is from RefSeq and is a predicted model, not a curated record. The transcript is spliced from 8 exons. NCBI's taxonomy places the organism in Eukaryota, Metazoa, Arthropoda, Insecta, Orthoptera, Acrididae. The coding region runs from base 777 to 2627 and encodes 616 amino acids.
CGCCAUUCUGUAACAAUGUAGGUCCUACUGCCUCCUUCCGUUCCAAAUAGUUUUUUCGCAUGGACGCACAGAAUCUGAUAAAUAAAUAAGUAAAGAUGAGUCGCCAAAAUGAGUACCAUUACAGUAGAACUGAUGUUUGCCUGAAAGAGGUCGUUUGGUGACAGACUGAUCUGUAGCGUAGCCGAAGAUCUAGGUUGAGUUGAAAGGUGAUAAUAUGUUGUCAGUUGCUGAUGCCAAAGACUGUUAAUGUCAAAUUAAAGUUGUGUUAACAGACAGACUCGUAGCGUAGUCCUUUUAUACGUUCGCGCCAUUCGAUCGAUUUCAGCCUAACCAAGUUUCAUUGCUCGUAAUAUAGUAGUAGUAGAUUCGUGCCAGUCCUAGGUCCUUCUGAUUUGAUAUCUUUUCAUGUAUAUGUCAAAACAUUAAUAUUGUUUUUGUAAAGCGGCUUCACGGCAACAGUUUAUUUCUAACAGUGUCACUGCUACUGCGAAACGCAAAAUACAAAUUUUAUUUCAAAAGUUGGCAACAUUACACGUUGAGAGAUUGUUUAUGUCACUGUCAUUGGCAAAAUCGCAUUGUGGAAGCGAACCUCGUAUUGAGUGUUUGGUGCUCGUCGUUUAUAAACAUUACAACAGUUAAAGUUAUUUACAUGAAAGUGAAUUAUGUGUGUUUAGGGAAAGUUUGCUUUCUGCAACAUGCCAUGCACUGUCGUAUUUACUAGAAAUGAAGCUGUGUACUUGAAGCAGUGAAGUGACACCCCUGUCAAACAAGGAAAAAUGAAGAGAGCUGCAAUCAUCUGGCUGUUCUUGCUCACAGUGAUAUCCGAAAUUCUUGGUCAGGAAGACUACAGUACGUGCUGCCAUAGUGGGCCUGUGUGUUCUUGUGCUUCCCAUAUAAAUUUUUAUGGCGAAACCCAUGGGAACGUGGAUAUCAACUCCAGUGACUGUCUUGUCUACAAGAUACGAAAUGUUUCAGAAUGUGAUUCCUUCAAAUUUGAUGGCAACAUGAAUGAAAGGAGAUUAGGCUCUGUACGUUUGCAUCCUGUUGUAAUAAACUUCUCUUCAAAUCUCAAUAUGUCUUUCAUCAAUGUGAAAUGGACAAAACUGCAGUUUCGUCUGAGUGGCAUGGAGAGGAGUUGGUCUCUUUGCCGAACCAUAGAACUGAGUAAGAGGGCAGCAAAGUGGUUCAAUAUUAAGGAGUUGUUUUACAGUUGCCGACUCCUCAGUCCCAAUAUGACUGACCAAAACAUCAUGUUAGAAUACCAUGCAUCUCGUGGAACACAGGAUGAAUUUGGUAGAUUUACUUUCAGGCUGGACUCACCAAUAGACAGGUUGCGCUUUACACCAAAGUGGAAAAAUAAAUUUGUGUACAUUGAAUGGCAGCUGCCAUUGCUGAUAGCACAUUGGCAUCAUCCCUUUAGUGAAGAGCCUGCAAAAUAUGAAGUGGUUGUGAGGAGAGAUGGUAAAAUAAAACAGAACGAAAAGUUUUUCUCUGACAAUGGCAGCAAUAUUGCUGACUUGGGAAUGGAAAUGAAGUAUGAUACAAUGCACUUCCCAGGUUAUUAUAUUUUUGAAGUUACGAAGGAGUGUGCACCACUGCAAGAUUGUGACGAUCCUAGCACAGCAACUGUCAAAAUAGCUCCUGUCUCCCGUUUGCUGCAGUAUAUCAGCCUGAGUAUUCUAUUCCUGCAGUCCGUUCUGGUACUGAUUAUUUUGUGGAUGACAGCUCAGUGGUACCGUGCAUUUUCAGGUAAACCGAAUGUAUUGGUUAUGUAUUCCCCAUCAAGAGGUGCCCAUGUGAAAGCUGUUCGAGAGUUGGUCAACUUCCUACGAGAGCAUUGUCGUAUGAACGUACUUUUUGAUUUGGAUGAUAUAAAAGUCAGCCCAGAUCCAGAUCCCGUCCGCUGGUACACCACAUCCUUGGGAAUUGCAGAUUAUGUUCUGAUGGUUGCUUCACCACCUCCUCCAGGGAUUCCUGAUAAAUUUGGCUGUCUACAUCCGGCGCUCAACCUGGAACAUGGAGCAGGGGAAUCAUUAGUUGAUCCAGACCUUUUGUCGAUGCAGUUACUAGCACCUUGUCUAGCUAGACGACGACCUCGCGUUGUAGUUUGCCUACCUCCUGGCACUACUGUCCAGCAUUUGCCACCUGAAAUCCGCACUUUUCGUACCUACUGCUUGCCCGCAAAACUGGAACCCAUGCUGCGAGCACUGCGCGGUGUUGGUACAGUUCUUCCAUGCUUGCCACCACCUCCUGGAGCAGAACGUAACAAAGCAGAAGCCCGCACUCGAGUGUCGGCUGCCAUGAAGGCAGCAGAGCGAGAUCUGAGGGAACGGCCACCCGCACCAGGGUCCCUCUCUCCCUGGGAACGACCAUGUCCAGAGCAUUCAAAUUUAUCUAAAUUGGAAAUUCCAGUAAAACAAAAAUCUCCACUUCAGAUGGAAAUUAGCCUUGAGAAAUCCACUGGUGAGCUUCUUGGACAGAGGCAGAUUGUCACUAAUAAGGUGUUUCCUGGAUGCAUUGAUGAACUUAACCUACUGAAAUCUGAUGAUGAGGAAAAGGAGCCAGAUGAGCAACAAGAAGUGCAGGAAGAGGAUAUGCAGGAUCUUUUACACGAUUUUAUCCUCUGAUUUAAAUGUGCCAUUUUUUUGCCAUUGUUUAUUCUCUUGUAGGAUAGUAGUAUCUCCCUUGUCUCACUCUUCCCCUGGCGCAAAAUUUCCUUCAUCAAUAGUUUAUUUUAUCACUUGGCAAUAGAUGGCUUUUUCCGCUUAUGUUUCAUAGCUCCAAACAUUUUGUCAUAUACCCUUUGGACAAGGUGACGGAUAUCAAUAUGGUACUUAGUAUAACAAAAAAGAAAGGAUUUCACUACAUAAGAAGGAAUAAUUUAAAGAGUUUUACUGCCAGUGUAGUAAAUGCUUCUAUACCUAGAUCAGGAUAACAGUGUUUGACAGUAAGUUGUUACCUGGACAGAUGCCAUAGCAAUAACCAAUCAGAGAAUGAGGUACAUCACAUUAUGUACUCGUUCCACUAUAAUCAUAUUGUGCAGGUGCCAUUAAUUACAGAUUAUGCUUGUGGCUGACAACAUAAUUGUAAGAUUUGUUUCUACUAUGAACUUCUUUUUUUUCUAUGUAGGAAUUUAAUUUAAUACAACUGAUGCAUUCACCUACCAGCAAGAACAUGCAGAAAAGUGCUGAGUCACUUACAAUCCUGCAAAGUGGGUUCAAUACUGUUCAUUAAUGGGAGCUGUGUUAACAUACACAGUUCAGAACCACACAGUGGCUGUUACAGGGGGGGAGGGGGGGGGGGCUGGGUGCUUACAAGACUGUAAAAUUGUCAUUUUUUAAUAUAGACGAGUUGGUCAAUUGCAGGACAUAUCCUGCCACAGGAAUUAAUUUCUGGAGGUGACAAAAAAAAAAAAAAAAAACUAAUUAUAUCCUAGAGAAGUGGUGGUUAUUCACUCAAUAGAUGAAUAAAACACCUAUACUCCUGAUUCCGGGAGGGGGACCAGUGACAAAGGCCCUCACUUGCCCGCCCUUGUGGGCUCAUGAGAUAGAUAUACAUGUGCUGCCUCAGAAGCUGUUCUUGCUCAAUUCAGUUGAUUUUAAUCUUCUUUUUUUGUCAUUAAUACAAUGAUCAACAAUUUUAUGAGAAGUAUAGUUUCAGAGUCUACUGUAUAGUCUAUUGUUUAAAUCAACAAGAUUAACUUUCAUAGAGUGACCAUAUGUCCACCAUGUGUGAAACAAAUUGAAACCCCGUCUGCCACUUUUUCGGUCAGGGAUGUUAAUGCUGUGCCAUGUGCCCUUGAAAUUGCGUUCAACUAAGUUGAAACAGCGUACACUAGUGUCUUUUUAUCUCAAAAAACUAUAAACAGUGACAAUUUCCGUGUAUAUUGGCUACAACAAGGAAAGUUUUAGUUAAAAUGUGGAAUCUUUUCUAUGCAUGUAAAGCUGCAAGAUGACUGCAAACAUCAUGUUUGUCCUACCAUAUUAACUGUACUCAUUGUUCACAAGCUGAACAUAAAUCAAUGUCAUUUGAACAGGUACCACCUGAAGAUUAUGGUGUAAACUUUGAAAUGUUUUGUGGUGAUUGGCACAGAAAUUCUGUACUUUUGUUGGUAUUUUAAGCGUAAGCCACUAAAACCAGUCCAUUAUAGAAGAGAAUAUUUACAAAAAAAAUACAUGUUACAAGUAACUAAUACAAGAAAGUUAAAUAAUAAUAAUAAUAAUAAUAAUAAUAAUAAUAAUAAUGACAAUGACUUAAAAAUGACAAAAUAAUUUAAUGAUGUUUCAUUUUUUGAAUGUUUAGUUGGAAUUCCAUUUUUAUGAUGAUUUUUAUGGGCAUUACAUUUUUACAAUGUUUUUAUGGGCAUUUCAUUUUUACAAUGUUUUUAUGGGCAUUUCAUUUUUACUAUGUUUUCAUUAACAUUGCGUUUUCACAUUCCGAUAGGCUUGGUAUAUACUUACCUUACAACCUUGCCUCUUUGCUCAAACGUGUCAGAUUCACAUAAAUUAUCUAUUCUGCAGAUAAAAUAAUACUUGAGGAGCCGUUUUGUAAGUUUCAAAUUAUCAGUUUCUUUGCGAAUUCAGUUGUUGUAAAGAAGGUGGUCACUGUUCAUGAACAGUUGUACUUGGCAUGGAAAGAAUUAACUUCCACCAUAAGGCUUUAAUAAUAAUUAUUCUACAUAAAAAAAUAGAAAUCAUCUGUAUCAGUGUAUAAGAAAACAAAGGAAAAUACAGGAUGGAACAUAAUAAUAUAAUGAAAAGGAUAGUUGCUACUCACCAUGUAGUGGAGGUGCUGAGUUGCAGAAAGGCACCAAAAAGACUAUCAGAAAGUUAGCUUUCAGCCAUAAAGGCCUUUGUCAAAAGCAGACAACAUGCACACCCUCACACAAACACAACUCACUCACACAUGACCACCGUCUCUGGCUCUAGCUGCCAGACACUGUGGUCAUGUGUGUGCGAGUUGCGUUUGCCCGAGGAUGUGCAUGUUUGUAUGUUGUGUACUUUCAACAAAGGCCUUGUUGGCUGAAAGCUUACUUUCCAACAGUCUUUUUGUUGUGCCUUUCUGCGACCCACCAUCUCCACAGUAUGGUGAGUAGCAACUAUCAUUUUCAUUGUAUUGUUAAUGUAAUAAGAACAUGGAAUAAAAUUAAAUUAUAGACUUACUCUGUGCUACUGAUGCUUCAUUAAUACCAUUGUCUUGCAAAUUGUCGAAAACUUGCUUUCUGGCUAGUGGUUAUAAGAUUUUUUUAUGUGGUGGAAUAGUUAAUAGUUGGUAUUGACUUGUGCAAAACAUACCUUUGCCCAUUUGUCUGAUAUAUGUAUUUUUCUUCAAAAUGAGUUGAACAGAGAUAAUUGGCUAUAGUAGAAACCAGUAGUCUCGUUUCUAGUUACAGCCCAUAUUUUCGCGAGCUCCUUGUUGUUUAAAGGAAAUCUGUAUUUAUUAAUAACCAGAUUACUUUCCUGCAAUUAUCUUAAGCAUAAUUCCAAUUCCGAUAUAGUCAAUGACUCUUUAAUUAACAUUAAAAAUAUGUGUCAGAUUUUAUUUUUAUACUAAUGUUCUUAGUUGUAAGAUGAAAAAUGUGUUGUUUUAUCACUUUGAUUUGUGCAGUUGAUGAAGGCACAGCAGGUAUUGUUAAUUUAUAUUUUAUUGCACAAAUCCUCAGGAAAAUUAAGUAUUUCACUAAUAACAAAACAGCCAACAUUUCAGACACAAAAGCAGACUGACUAUUCAUAAUGUUCUGAAUAAAUGAAGUGUGGUAGAGUCGGAAUUAGCUGCCACAAAGACACUGCCACUAGUGUUUUAGCCUCUCUGUGAAAUUUUAUCUCAUUUGUUUGAAUGUAUUGGAUUUCACUUACUACUGGAAUUGCCUAGUUAUGUUUGAACACUCACUCUGAUUAUGAGUGAGUGUUGCUCAAUCACAAGAUAACUGCAGAAGAUCACAAACAUAUUUCUUCUGUGAAGCAUUAUGAAUUUUUUUUGUAAAGCUCAGUGUUAAUGAACAUAGGCUCUGAUGAAAUGCUUUCCUGAAUUUUUGAAGGUAUAUCCUUAGAUGGACUAAUUGUCUUGGGAACUGUUAUGAAGAGAAAAUGUAUAUCUUUUUACUUAAUGUUGUUACAUAAAUAAGAAUGCUCCAAAAAAGUAGAGGAUGAAGUCAGUGAUCUCAAGAAUGCUGAGCAAAAAUUUUUAUUUGUAUUUAAUAUAUACAUUGCAGUGGCUUUUUUAAGUGCAUACAUGAGGCUAGAUACUUAUUCUUCAGUUGGCUCUCUAAUAGAAGAAGAGAAGUGAAAGCAAAUAAAGAAUUCAGACUUUAAAGUUCAUUAAUUACUUUAAAAAAAAAGGAAGAAGAAGAAGAAGAAGAAGAAGAAGGAGAUACUUCUUCUUGUAACUGGUGGGAAUAAAAUCAGUCUUGGAACUUUCUGGACAGACAGUGCAGGUCGUUCCAUGAAAUGUCAGGUGAACUCCCAGAUGACAAUAAUUUCUUGCCACAAUAUUUUGAAUACACAUGAAGAUGACGAGAAGACUGUCUGAAUGUUGUGACAAGAAGUUAUUGAUCUGUGGCAGUUGGUUUAAAAUUUCACGAAGCCUGAGAAAAGGUGUUAGAAUGCUUUCAUAUAUUUGAUUCCAAGUACCUUAUCUUCAGAGUGGGUGCCAGAUAUUCAGGCACAACACUUCCAGUGAAAUGCCUCUCAAAACUCUCAAUUGAAGAAAUCUCCUUUGUUAUAAAGACUGUUUACAUAUUGUGCUCAUUUCUUUUACUAAUCUAGUUUAUGGUGCUAUAUAAUAUCUAUGUUAUGCAUAAAUUUUGUAGUAGAGUUGGUGAUUUUUGUAACUAUAUUCCAUUGACAAGUACUGUAUAUUGAUAAGUGACAUGUUUUCAAUUAUAUAUUUUCUGCAGUAGUUGCAUACCAUAGCAUGGGAAGUGUGUCAAAAUAUGAAGCAUUUGGGACUGGUGAAAAUUGUUUUGUUACAUUAAUAUGUAUUUUUUUGUGUUUUCUGAUGUAGUGGAGAGUUUAUGCAAACAACUAAUUCAUAGAAGUGUCAGAAAAAGAGCAAAAGAAAGUAACAUGGAAAGCUUCAUGUUUGGAUAAAAGAUAACACAGUAAUAAAAUGUAUGUAUUGUGAUCUGCUUUCCAAUCCCACAGAAGGAUUACAGUUUGUUUGUAAUUUCCAUAUGAGUAGGUUUCUUUUUGAAAUAUCAAGAAGAGUGGAAGGAGAAAAUAACAAAAAUAGGAUGAUGUUUCAUGUGGCUAAAUACAUCAUACAUUAUAAGAGAUCAAGAGAAACAACUAAAUGUUAGCUAAUGUUUCCCUUUUGCUCUAUUUCUGUGUUUUGAAUGUGUACACAGUCCUCUGCAAACCAUGGGGCCUACUUUUGCUUAUUUAUUUCACCUCUUUAUAUUACAAGGAAUACGACUGAAUUACUAGUUGCUUGUAACUACAUAACUGGGAACUUCAACUUUUUCUGUCCUGUUGAUGUUACUAGCAUAGUUUCCUGGCAGAGUGUUUCAUCUUCCCCAUUCUCUGUCACCACCACCACCACCAAUAACAACAACACCACAUACAUUACACUACAUUAUAAAUGUACUCAUCAAAGUCACCUACAUUCCACUAAUGCACUUGAGACACCGCACUUGUACUUUACAAAGGAAAAGUGCCAUUGUGUGUGAAGAAAGAAAACUUUUCGAAUUAGGUGUCCCAACUUACAUUUCAGGGUGCCCUACCCAACAGUGCUGUAAGUGUGUAACUUUUUUUCCACCUUGGCAUUAACCCAAUUCUACGUUUGUCAAACAUGACAGUAUACCUGAUACAAUCAUUUGUGACUAUUUUUAUGGUUAGAAUGCUUAGAUUUUACAAAUCUUUAAUGCAUUAAUUUUUCAGAGUGCAAUGUUCUCUCUGUAUUCUGCAUGAUAAGUUAUUUUCAUAAUAAGCAAAUGUUACAACAGAAAAGGGAGAACUUUAUCUAUGAUUUACUUAUUGAUGUAUCCCAGACAGCGAUCUAAUUGGGAGAGAUCAUGUCUCCAUAAUUAAGAAUUGGUAAAUUUUGGAAGACUUUGGGGCACUAUUUUUUUGUGUCCAACCCUCCAAACCUUUGUUAUCAAAUAACACUGUGUGCAGUGGCACUGUAGUAGUUGAUAUUGAGUUCUGUGUUUCAUUUUUAUGUGUUGUGUUGGAGGGGUCUCCAUGUAAGAACUGCAGUUUGGUUUCUGUAGAAAUUGUAGACAACUUUCACUCUCUGUAAAUUAUUAUUGAUAACCUUAGAAUUUCAAAGUGUGUGUUCCAGUGAACAUUGUCAAAAGCUAUCUCUAAAUCUACAGAUGCUACAAAUGUACAUUUGGCGAUUAUAGUUCCAUUACGGGCACUGCCUACAAUUCCUUCUUAAAAAGAAAGCUUGUUAACAAUGAUGACAGUAGAUGAUCAGUAUGAAGCACAAAGCCUAAGUGUUAGUGGGUGUAAUGUGUGAAGAAGGUGAGGACUUCCCCCUUAAAGUAGUCUCUGUCUCUCUGCUUCCUGCGUGACACUCCAUAUGAGCCCAAAGAAAAAGUUUACUGACUGUAGUUAUCACUUACUCAAAUUGCGUUACAUAAAAUUUGAAGCUUCUUUGUAAUGCUUCUAGAACAAUUUUGUUAUUAUAAGCUGCCUCAUGACUGGUCUAUGUAGUGCAACUGUAGUUUAAAAAUAUUUUGUUGAUGUCAUAUGUAUAUUGUCUGUUGUUCUAGUAUGUAGAGGGAGUAAAUUAAAGGCUUGAAAACUUAAAGCUUUACAAUAUAGCUGUCUAUGACUGAAUGGUCUUUUAGCUCUGCUAGUGUUACUAGAUCUGUCAUAAUCAUAAUGUUAUUUUUUGUAAUUGCUUCAAAAAUCUUUAAAACUGUCUUACUGUACUGAGAGAGUUUAUCACACUAUUUAUGUUAUUAAUAAUGUUGAAGUUAUGCUGUUACAUUAUAUUCUAGAAAUAGUUGUUUCAGUUGCUGUUUUUGUUUCUUUUUUGUAAGUGUUUACUUUGCUCAGUUAGCAUUAGGUGAUUGACUAAACAUUUAAGUACAACUGCACCAGCACUGUUAAUAUAUUCUAUAUCUGAUGAAUUGCACCACUGUUAAUAAUAGAUAUUUGUACUGUGUGUGAUGUUAUAUAAAAUUCUGUGCAAGACAAUUAUGUUUUUAAUACUUACUUUGUUUGCAGAAUAUGUUUUACUGUAUGCAUUGGCUUCAGGUGUUACUGGGUAAAAGUGGAUGAGAAUUUUAUAUGUGACUGGAGCUUAUGACUGAAGACUAACGCAUUGGCAUUGUAUUUCAGAUAUUUAGAUUGGUUGCGAGAUGUUGUUCUAUAUGGUGCUCAGAUUUUUGUCAGUAAUGUUAAGGUUGAUAUGUUUGACUGACUUAGAUUUUUAAUCUCUCCCUCCCUCCCUCCCUCCCUCCCUCCCUCCCUCCCUCCCUCCCUCCCUCCCUCCCUCCCUCCCUCCCCCCCUCCCCCCCUCCCCCUCCCCCCCUCCCCCCUCCCCCCCUUCCCCCUCCACCUAUCCAUCUCCACCUCUCCCCCUCUGUGUGUGUGUGUGUGUGUGUGUGUGUGUGUGUGUGUGUGUGUGUGUGUGUGUGUGUGUGUGUGUGCGCGGGCGCGCGCCGGCGCGGGCGCGCGCGGGCUCGGGCGCGGGCGCGCGUGGGCGUGGGCGUGCACGUGCGCGUGUGUGCGUGGGCGCGUGCGCAUGCAUAUGUUUGUGUAUAUAUCAUAUACUUCGUGUUAUGGCUCUUGUUCUCCAAGUGCAAUUCUUGUGUCACAUUUAUGUAAUGCAAUAAAUAUAAAUUGAUGUAAUAUAUGUUGUAAUGCAUUGCAAAAUACAUUUUACAGUAUACAUUAAAAGUUGAUACUAAUGACUGAGAAAUAAAUGUAGCUUAUCAAAUAGCAUAUUCAGAAAAAGGAAGUCAGAAAAUGUAUGGUAUUAAUGGUUAAUUAUAAAAUACUUUCACAAUGUUCCCGACGUGUAGCAACAGUGUUCAUGAGGAAAGGGAGACAUGUGGUGGCAUAGUCAACAAUGAUUUUGCAGGAUAUUUUGACAGCGGCAGUGACAGUGGUAGCGAUGUUUUACCUCCUGUACGAAAACGGUGUAAGCGGCUCGUGACUGAAGAUGAUACUGACGAAGAAGAGCAAACCUACCAGUAGCAACAAUCUGAGUCGUUGAAUGUGGCAAAAGGAAGACAAUGAACCAACAAUCUGGACAUAUAUGGAGCUUUGUGGAAUAAAGGAAGCCGCUUUACAGCAUGUGAGUACAAGUAUAAUAGAAUUAGACGUUUUCUAUUUAAUAUUACAUUUUGGGAAAACAUCGUAAGUGAGACAAAUACAUAUGCACAAGACAUACUCAACAAUGAACAGAAGAGACAAAAAUAGACCAAAAGUGGUCUCCUAUUGGCUGUGAUGAAAUAAAAAUAUACAUUGCGCAAUGUAUGAUCAUGGCUGAAGUAAGGAAACCGUUAUAGAAACGCCAAUAUUUAGGGAGACGGUACCAUUCAGGAGACUUCUGCACAUUAGUGGAUUUCUGCAUCUAGCGAAUAACAGUUAGCUAGCAACACAAGUAAGCUGUACAAAUUAAGACCAGUCAUAGAUAUGUUCAAUCAAAAAUUUAAGGAAGUGUACACAAUGCAAGAGAAUAUUGCCAUUGAUGAAUCAUUAAUGAAAUUUAAGAGGCGCUUAUCCUACAAACAAUUUAACCCAUCAAAAAGAGCGAGAUUUGGUAUUAAAAUUUAUAAAUUGUGUGAGUUGAGUUCAGGAUAAGGCUAUGAUUUUAAGAAAUACACAGGUAGUGACAAACGUGAUGCUAGUGGUAGUGCCUUUGAAAUUGUAGUUCUAGAACUACCACAGUCAGUAUUACACAAAUGCCAUACUCUGUAUUUACAUAACUAGUUUUCUGCACCAAAACAUUUCAAAACUCUCCUCACCAAUAAAACUAAUGUGACUGGAACAGUGUGCUCAAACAGAAAAAAAUAUGCCCACAGUCUUCCUGAAGGCAAAAUUAAAGAAGGGAGAAUAUACAGUGAGGAGUUGUAAUGGAAUAUUGGCACUAAAAUGGAAAGAUAAAUGAGAUGUUUACAUGCUUUCCACAAAACAUUCAACAGCAGAAAUGAUUGCCACAGACACACCUCUCCGCAAUGUGUCGUGGAAACCGAAAUGUGUCAUAGAAUACAAUAGAGGCAUUAUUGGAAUUGAUCACCAAGAUCAGAUGCUCGUAUGCUUCCCUGUGAUGAGAAAAUGUAUGAAAGGAUACUGCAAGAUAUUCUUUUACCUAUUUAAUGUUGCUUUAUUUAACACGUACAUUUUGUAUUACAAAAUACAUUGCGGCAAACAACAGAGCUACACACAAUAUAGGAUUCACAUUGCAGAAUCAUUGUUGAAAACUAUACCUUUACCGGAAUAUAAUCGAAAGGGACGAUUAGCAUCCGGCGAUAUACCACAAAGACUGCAUGUGUAACAUUGGGUGCAUUUUCCCAAAUGUAUUGAUCCAACACCAACAAAAGUAAAUCCUGUGAGAGCUUGUGUAGUGUGGAGCAAAACAAGGUGGGAAUGCAAAAAGUGCAGGGUUACAUUACAUGUGACAUUGUUUUGAAUGAUGUCAUACAAUCAAAGACUAUUAAAUUCAUGUACACGUCAUUGUGAAGACGUUGCAUUUGAAAAUAUGUUUGCCAACGUACUAAUGUAAGAGGUCCCAGAAUGUUUUGAACAAAAUAUUAUACAGUCUUAGAUCAUUGCAUUGUUGUGAAUAUUAUUAUUAAGAUGUAUUUCAUCAAUGUAUGUUUGCUUAUAAAGGGAAAUAAAAUGUUUGUGAACAUA